AUGGCUCAGUGUGAGUUUUAUAUCGAACGAAAAGGUCGCAAUUGCGGCAUGACUUGUCGUGAAGGUACUAGUAGAUGUGUGGUACAUUCAGAUUCACCAGCAAAAAGAGUUCCAUGUCCAUUAGAUCCAAAUCAUAGUGUUUGGGAAGCAAGUCUACAGAAACAUUUGCGUAAAUGUAAUAAACUUAAGCAACGGCAUCUUAAUGAUGAUCAAGAUUUCUACCAAGCAAAUUUAAAUGCAUGUGGUUCUCCACCUUUGCCAUUACUUGAAGAUUCUCCACAAGAUGUACUAGAUGCUAUACCGCUGGUGGAGAAAAUAUAUCAACAAUUCGAUGAAUUGACCCUGGAACAGAAGACUAAUGAUUACAUGGAAAGCAGUAGAAUGUUACAAUUACCAUCAAACAAAAAGCAUGCAUUGCAACAGUCUUCAUUAAUUCAGCAUAUGGUAGAUGGGGGGAUGUUCGGACCUGAUAGGACAUUUAUAGAAUUUGGUUGUGGGCGUGCAGAAUUGUCUCGGUAUGUGAACCAAGUGGCGCUGUUAAGAGGAGAUUUAGAUCAGUCUGAAUUACCAAAAUUUGUUUUAAUUGAUCGUGGGACUAAUAGGAUGAAAUUUGAUAAAAAAUUCGGUGACGAUUGUUGGGAAAUUGCCAAGAUUCAGAACGGGCGUGAUAGGACUCAGCGUUAUAGAAUUGAUAUUAAGGAUUUAAAAUUAUCUUCCUUAUUGGAAGAUGGUCGUAACUACGUUGCGAUUUCUAAGCAUCUCUGUGGUGUAGCUACAGAUUUGACACUGCGUUGUUUGCAAAACAGUUCAUUGAAUAACGAAACCCUUAGCGGGAUUUGCAUUGCAAUGUGUUGUAGACACUGUUGUGACCCGCAAGAAUACAUCAAUCCGGAAUUUUUAAAAUGUCAAUUAGCUGAAAACGAUAGUAAGUUAGACUAUCAUCGUUUUUUCAAGAGUCUUAUGAAGAUGUGUUCAUGGGCAACUUGUGGUAGAAGAUCAGGUAUGCAGGAUAGCGAUGUUGGUGAACAUUUCACAGGAUUGCCCGUGGUCAAAAGAGAGGAAUUAGGUCGUAUGGCAAGAAGAAUUAUCGAUGAAGGUAGAGCCCAAUGGAUACGAGACAAAGGGUUCAAUGUGAGGCUUGUAAAGUAUGUAGAACAAGAUAUAUCGCUAGAAAAUGUAGCACUGGUCGUAGAACCUAAAUAA
This is a messenger RNA of Zygosaccharomyces rouxii, 1203 nucleotides long. RefSeq names its product tRNA:m4X modification enzyme (gene TRM13). The transcript has a single exon. Gene Ontology annotation, biological process: tRNA methylation. The record is from RefSeq and is a predicted model, not a curated record. NCBI's taxonomy places the organism in Eukaryota, Fungi, Ascomycota, Saccharomycetes, Saccharomycetales, Saccharomycetaceae. Bases 1 to 1203 code for a protein of 400 amino acids.